CAGUUGUUAUCCCCAAAAAUUGAUCUUUUGGCAUCUAUUGGGGCACGAUGGAUGCAAAUGCAGCGUCUGCAGUGAAACUAAAAUGCAGAACAUGCUUGGGAGAGUUCGAAGAGGUGACAAUGAGUGCUUUGUUUGAAGCAGACGAGGCGGAUGUGGAUGCAGAGGACGCCGGGAAUGAAGAUCUCAGUGAAAAGUUUCAGUUCUGUUGCGGGAUAAAGAUUCGCAACUCUCAUCGGCUGCCAUCGAAGGUGUGCAGCAAGUGCCGUGAAUUCGUUCACAUGUGGUUUAGAUUUCGCACAAUGGUUCUUAAUUCGCAAGUUUAUUUGGAGACAUGCUUCUCGGAUGGCGAGCAGGCCGAGGAUUUCAAGCAAGUCAGCAAUAGCGAGUUUAUGAAACACAUGUACCAGAACCUUCAAGUCAAUUGUGGCCUUGAAAAUCAGUACCAGGAUGACAGCCCCCAGGAAGAAUUGGACGAUAUAACUGCGCAGUAUCAAGAGAUUCUCGACGGUGUCAACUAUGUCACUGAUAAUGAAGAGCUUGUGGCCAAUGAGCCAGUCACCGAUGCCGACGACCAUCCGAAGGAACAAGCUGAGGAAAUUAUGGUUGUAAACGUUCAACCAUUUGAUCAAGAUCUAGUUGCGGAUGAAACCAUCAAGCCCGUCGACGAUGGUCAAAUAGUCGAGGACUCUCCCAUAGUGAAUGAGGACUACUGCGAUGUUGAUGAUUUUGAUGACAGUAAUAUAGACUUUCUGUCGCCAACACCAUCGCCAGAACCGAAGCCCAGCACUGCCCAGAACAAACGCCGGCCAGGUAGGCCCCGCAAGCCAGACAAUGAACUAAAAUGCAAGCGCAAGAAUACAAAUCCUGGGGAACCAGAAACAGAGUUUAAACGCUUGCCUACGAAAUUCAUAUGUAGCCUGUGUGGCAACGUAUAUCAUAAAAAGUCUAUCUUUACCUCACACAUGAUGGCCCAUGCCGACUACAAGCCCCACCAGUGCGAAAUAUGUGACAAAUCGUUCCGCCAAAUGGGAGAGCUACGGGCCCACAUUCGUCGUCACACGGGCGAACGACCGUACAAGUGUAUGUAUUGCGAGCGUCACUUUUACGACCGCAGCGAAAGGGUGCGCCAUGAGCGAGUCCAUACCAACACUCGACCUUACGAGUGCAAGGAGUGCGGCAAGGCCUUUACGCACCCAGCCAUCCUCAAGAACCACAGUCUGGUGCAUUCCGGCGAAAAGAACUACAAUUGCGCAGUAUGCUCUAAGUCCUUUACCCUGAUGCACCAGUUGAAGGCCCAUCAGCAGACGAUAAUCCACAGAAACAUGGAGGAACAGGCAAUGGCUAAUUCCACGGACUACACGGACUAGCUUAAGCUCUAGGAUACUUUGCUUUUUUUAAGACAAACUAUUUUUAAGAGUGCAAUAUAA
Drosophila persimilis is the source of this 1427-nucleotide messenger RNA. RefSeq names its product zinc finger and SCAN domain-containing protein 31. The record is from RefSeq and is a predicted model, not a curated record. Lineage: Eukaryota; Metazoa; Arthropoda; Insecta; Diptera; Drosophilidae. Bases 48 to 1367 code for a protein of 439 amino acids. The transcript has 4 exons. Gene Ontology annotation, molecular function: zinc ion binding. Gene Ontology annotation, cellular component: nucleus.